Molecule: messenger RNA, 307 nt
Organism: Staurois parvus
Lineage: Eukaryota; Metazoa; Chordata; Amphibia; Anura; Ranidae
Source: the annotation of a GenBank genome assembly
UUACACCAUUGAGGAGGGCACAACUUCUUCCAAUGACAUCAAUGAUGGGGCACAGUUCCUCCCAGUGAAACAAAUGAUAGGGUCCAAUGACAUGAAUGACGGGGCACAAUUCUUCCCAGUGACACAAAUGAUAGUGUCCAAUGACAUCAAUGAUGAGGCACAGUUCCUCCCAGUGACACAAAUGAUAGGGUCCAAUGACAUCAAUGAUGGGGCACAGUUCUUCCCAGUGACACAAAUCAUAGGGUCCAAUGACAUCAAUGAUGGGGCACAAUUCCUCCCAGCAACACAAGUGAUAGGGUCCAAUGAC